AUGGAUUGUAUAAAGGCGGGCAUUCUAUCUCACAUAUCGCGCAUCUGUCUGAAUGAUGAACCGAUGGCAUCUGACGACCGACCACAUGCAACUCUUGCCUGGGCCUACCCACCUAACAUCUCUUUUUCCCCAAGCGGACCAUCAACUAUGAAAAACAUGCUCAGGUCCAGAAGACCAAGAUCUGCACCUUUCCUCAAUCCAAUGUCUGGCCUCUUAGGAAGAGCCCCGACAGCAAAUUUCCGUGCAACUAUGGUCUCCCUAGUCCCUGCUAUGCCAGCAAUUUUGAAUACAUCCUUAGAAAACCGGAACUCCCCAAUUCGAUAUGUAGAACCGGAAUGCAAGUUGCGUGAUAGUAGGAUUCCCCACAAUGAGAAGUCUCCAAGCUUGACCCCUUUCACACAGGGGCGACUGGUUGAGGAAAGAACCCGAAAGAAAUAA
Striga asiatica is the source of this 438-nucleotide messenger RNA. The record is from the annotation of a GenBank genome assembly. NCBI's taxonomy places the organism in Eukaryota, Viridiplantae, Streptophyta, Magnoliopsida, Lamiales, Orobanchaceae.